UCUAUUUCGUAUCUUCGAACCAAACCCUACAAACAGUCUUCAUCAACGAAGCGGCCGCCUUUAGGGUUUCUUCACUCAUAUUCAACCUCGAGCGAUGACGUUCAAGCGUAGAAAUGGUGGUCGAAACAAGCACGGCCGAGGCCACGUCAACUUCAUCCGCUGCUCCAACUGCGGCAAGUGUUGCCCUAAGGACAAAGCCAUUAAGAGGUUUAUUGUGAGGAAUAUAGUUGAGCAAGCUGCUGUAAGGGAUGUCCAGGAGGCUUGUGUCUAUGAUGGAUACACACUUCCCAAACUCUAUGCCAAGAUGCAGUACUGUGUUUCCUGCGCCAUCCACUCUCAUGUAGUUAGGGUUCGAUCUCGGGAAAACAGGAGAAACCGCGAGCCACCUCAGCGCUUCAGACGCAGGGAGGAAACAGGAAGGCCUGGUCAAGCUCCACGCCCAGCUGGAGCACCGACUGCAGCUCGCGCUUGAUUCAUUCUUAUUUCCAAUGCUUUCGAGUCCUGUUGUUUUGCCUUCCUAUUGAGAGAGUAUUUUUGAGAACCAGAAUUUCACCCAAGUCAAAAUGUUGUGUGGACCUUUGUGCAGCUUUAUUUUAGUAUGUGAACUAAAGCAAGAGUUCUGUAGUUAUAUCAUCAUUGACAAAAAUCAUUCUGCUUAUUUUCCCACGGUUUAAUACUUUAUGAUUGUGGAAGUAUGUUUA
Messenger RNA from Asparagus officinalis (garden asparagus), 701 nucleotides. Its product is annotated as 40S ribosomal protein S26-2-like. The transcript is spliced from 5 exons. The record is from RefSeq and is a predicted model, not a curated record. Gene Ontology annotation, molecular function: mRNA binding; structural constituent of ribosome. Gene Ontology annotation, cellular component: ribosome; cytosolic small ribosomal subunit. Gene Ontology annotation, biological process: translation. Lineage: Eukaryota; Viridiplantae; Streptophyta; Magnoliopsida; Asparagales; Asparagaceae. Bases 95 to 472 code for a protein of 125 amino acids.